UUAAUUUCCCAAAACGAUUCACACUUCGAUCACCGCUGCUCUCCCCUCAGCUUCUUUCUCUCUCUCCAGUCUCUCUUCGUUUUUCUUGGAAACAAACAGGCACAGGAUUUUCCGUCUCAUCUUUCACUCUUCCUUCCCUCUCGUUGUUUUUUUUAAUCGAUAAACAGCUAUUGAUAUGGGUUUCAAUACGGUGCUUCGUUUCUUAAGUGAGAUAUUUCCUCAGGUUGAUGCACGCAUAUUGAAGGCUGUUGCUAUUGAGCACAGCAAAGAUGCUGAUGCAGCAGCAAAUGCUGUUCUCACAGAGAUUCUACCUUAUUUGACAACACAAUCAGUGACCUCUAGUUCUCCUUCUGAGAGUCAGAUUAUUUCAAGUUAUCACUCCAAGGACCAGACGGAUCCUUUUGUUUCUAGUACCCCCACCAAGGAACAAAGAAUUAGAGAUAUUUCGUAUGGUGAUGGAGAACCUGAAGAGCAAAACACUUUGUCAAGGCACAGGCGCAGACGGUUAAUUAGGCUAAGAAAUAAACACACUGGCACAUCUUCAGGUUCCAGGGCAAUUACAAGUGGAAAUGCAAUGAAUACUAAUUCUACACAUGCUCCUUACACUGAUUCAGCUAGUUUGAGCAAGUCUUUGGAUGCAUGGAUAGAUUCACUUUUUUAUGAUGCAAAUGAUGGUAGUAAUCAGUUAAUAGGAAAUAAUGAGAGUGAGGAAGUGAUACUCUUGGGCAAGACUAAAGAGAGCAGCAACGAAGUCGGGUCAAAUAAGGUUCCUGUUGUUGUGCCAAAUGCAGAGAUGAAUGGUGGUGAUAGAAUAAUUGACCCUCAUGAUGGAUGUUCUUAUAUUGGGAGUGGUGAGUCAGCUUCCUUGGACAAGGACCAAGCCAUCAAUGUUAAGGUUGGGCCUGAACUGAAGCUCUCUGCUGUGUCAACCCUUUUAAUAGAUGAAAAUGGUGUUGUCAAGGGUGAAUCAGGUUCCUUGGACGAAGGGCAAGACAUCAAUGUUGAGGUUGGGCCUGAAUUGAACACCCCUGUUAUGUCAACCCCUUUGAUAUAUGAAAAUCGUGUUGUCAAUGGAAUAUCUGAUGAUGAUGCAUCUGUUUUUGGAAUAAGUCAGCUAGAAAAAUCAUGUUUAGAGUGUUCCCUUGUAGCCAUUGAAAAGACUGAUGCUCCAUUGGCCCCUCCAUCUGUUCAAGAGGAGACAUCAGAUGAUUCAGAAUCUUUUCUCCAAUUAGAAAUUGUUACUAACACAUCCUCUACUGAUUGUAAAAAAUCAGAUGUCAGUGGAUCUUCAGAUAUUGGUGAAAAGGUUGCAACUGAGGGUGACAUGACAAUCAGCACUGUUGUUACUAGAUCUGGUCAAAUUUGCAGGAUUGAUCUCCUUGAAGAGAUCAUUGAAAAUGCCAGAAAUAAUAAGAAAACUCUUUUUUCAGCCAUGGAAUCAGUAAUGAACAUGGUGAGAGAAGUUGAAAUUCAAGAGAAAGCUGCUGAAGAGGCUAAAAUCGAAGCUUCCAAGGGAGGCUUGGAUAUUCUAACUAAGGUGGAUGAACUCAAACAUAUGCUCACAUGUGCAAAGGCAGCAAAUGACAUGCAUGGAGGAGAAAUAUAUGGAGAGAAGGCAAUUUUAGCUACUGAAGCAAGGGAGCUUCAAACUCGGCUACUCAGCUUGUCAGAAGAAAGAGAUAAAUCUCUUGCAAUUCUUGAUGAGAUGCGUGAAACUUUAGAGGGUCGACUAGCUGCAGCUAAGGAAGUGAGGAAAGCAGCUGAGGAGGAAAAGCUGCGAAAGGAAGAAUCUGCCAGACAUUCACUUGCUGAGCUAAAAGCCCUUAUGGAGAAUGUGGUCCAAGAGUCAAAGAUUCUACAGCAGGAGGCUGAGGAGAAUUCAAAGUUACGGGAGUUUCUCAUGGACCGUGGUCAUGUUGUUGAUUCGUUGCAAGGAGAAAUAUCUGUGAUUUGUCAGGAUGUGAGAUUGUUGAAGGAGAAGUUUGAUGAGCGUGUUCCAUUAAGCAAGUCUUGGUCCUCAAGCCAGACCACUUGCAUCUUAGCCUCAUCUGGCUGUUCAUCUGUUAAAAGCAUAGCAUCUCCGGCUGCUGAGCAAGAUCUAAUGUCUCAAAGAACCCUUGAUGAUCCCUCAUUUGAUGUCCAAUCAUCAAAACGUAGUUUUGAAGAUGAUCGAACUGGAGCUGCCCGUAAAGAUCUAUUGGAUGAUGAGUGGGAUUUCUUUGACAAAGAAUCAGAAUUAUAUGGCAAAGACCUGUAAAUUUGGGAUACACUGGAAUGAGGGAGCCUCUAGGUAUGCGUUAACAUUUCCUCAAUAUAUUACUUAAAUUUUAUCCCUCCCGAAAGAGCUUGCUAUUCUGUAACUAAAUAAAGGGUGGAGAUUCAAACUUUUUCUACAUUGAUCGUAAAGCGAAGCAUUUCCUAAUUUCAAUAAAGAAUUGAAACGUUCUGCCA
Mangifera indica (mango) is the source of this 2451-nucleotide messenger RNA. RefSeq lists its product as uncharacterized. The record is from RefSeq and is a predicted model, not a curated record. Gene Ontology annotation, molecular function: ubiquitin binding. NCBI's taxonomy places the organism in Eukaryota, Viridiplantae, Streptophyta, Magnoliopsida, Sapindales, Anacardiaceae. Bases 176 to 2257 code for a protein of 693 amino acids. The transcript is spliced from 10 exons.